Messenger RNA from Spodoptera exigua (beet armyworm), 4049 nucleotides. NCBI's taxonomy places the organism in Eukaryota, Metazoa, Arthropoda, Insecta, Lepidoptera, Noctuidae. The record is from the annotation of a GenBank genome assembly.
CUGGCAACACUUGAAAUGUUUGCUGUCAAAGUAGCAAUAAUACUCUUUACUCAUUGCGUAUGAAGAAAACCAAUAAAACUUGAAGGUAUUUCACAGAUUCAGUGUCAUUUCAUGCAGAGUGUACUAAUUUAAUAUAUUUUUAUUAUGCACUUAUUAAUUCAUGAAAUAUUAAAUGAUUAGUGAGUUCUUAUAAGCAAUGUAUUCGUUCGAGGGAGACUUCAGGCGCAAGCCACAGCAGAACUUGGCUGGUGCAAGUGCACAGCGCAAGACAGACAGAGACACCUUGAUACUCCAGUCACAACAACAAAGGCAGAAAAGAGAGGAACAUAGAAAGCGUUUGAAUAGUACAAUAAAAAUCCAGGCUUACGUAAGGAGUUAUUUAACUAGAAAACAUUAUAAGCAAUAUGAAAGGGACCAAUUUGACAGCAUAUUUCCGAGGAUAAAUCCUGAUGACCAGCAGAUGAUGUGUGCGCUAGUUGCUAAAAUAUUAUUCUUCUAUGAUGAACAACAGGAUUAUUCUAGACUGGUUGCUGUGUCACAAUUACUUCUAAAGCAAUGGAAAAAGGUAUACCAAAUUUGUGGUGCCUGUGUACAGAUAAGAAGACUACUAGUGUUGCACCUGCAUUUGUUGAAAGAAAAUAGUGAGGUACCCCUAGCUGUACCACUUAGAAUGUUUGAAGUGUUCACAUCUACGAAUUCAGCUGAAACAUCCAUCAAUUGUGAUGAAGCACUCAGUAUUGUUGGGAAUACGUUUUUAUAUCUUGUUAAAAGAGGUUAUUUUCAAGAUUUGUGUAAGCUAUUGUGUCAGAAGACUCCGCCACUGUACGGACCUUCGCCGAAUCCACCAACACCACUCAGUGGAGCCCUACUAGAUCUCAUACAACGACCUUUGACACUAAUAUCACGUGUUAAUAUUCCACAUUAUGAUGACAGCAUCAUGACAGAGUUCGCGUCCGCUUUCCUCUGCAAUCCAUACCCUGAGCCGGUAGAGAUGUACGUUUUACCGGUGCUUGCGCAAGAUCAAAACAAAAAGUUCCCAUUCCUAUCACUAAUACGGGCCCUUCAAGAAGAUUCUAAAUUCUCCAGUCAAGUACUACACAACAAUUCGUGGCUUUUACAUUCUGUGUUGACAUUAGAACCACCUGAUUUUGUGAAUGUUGUGCGUAAUCUGGACAACACAAGACUGCCGAACAAUCCUAUUGUUUUAGAUUAUUUUAAAAUUAUUGCUAAGUUAACUGUUAAUGUUUGUAAUAAGCAAAUCUCUUACGAGUUUGAAGACUCGUUGUACAGUCAGGAGACUGUGGCUGAAAAGGAUGAUGACAGUGAUAGUGAGCAGGAACCGAACCCCACCUCAGUCAGGGAACAAAUGUUGCUGACGCGGUGCAUUGAGCUGCUGAACGAGCCCGAGCGGUGCAUCAUGACCACAUGCUCACAAAUUACGGAGGCUGAUCUCAGUGAGGACUUCUUGGACAGUUUGUCUGAGAUUUGUCACAAUUUGUUGUUAAGCCACAAAAUGGCGCUGCAUAAGUACAGGCUACUGUACACAUUAGCGUUCAAGCCGAUGUUUCUGCGGGGUCUAUGGGUGUGGGUGUCGGGUAUGUCGCAGACGUCGCAGUACGGCGCGCCGGCGACGCCGUUGCUGGGCGCCCUCUGCCGCGGCCUCGCGCACGACGCGCGCGCCCUCUCCCUCCACCGUCUACUGCCACCACUCGCCGUCUUCUGCGCACUCUUCUCCCUGCUCAUCGGCACCCUGCACGACACCGAGUUCUGCAGGGAUCCCGACGAGGACAAGAAGAUCUCUAUGGGCGUGGCGGUACCGAGUACGGAUGUAGGGCGGGGCGGGCGCGUGCACGCGUUCGAGUUCCAUGAGCUGGGCGCGCUCUGCCGCACCUUGCGCGCCGUCUGCCUGGGGCUGGUCGAGCUCGCAUACCCUGAGUCCCGUCCCACCGUUGCAGGACCUUACAGGGACGCCGUCAACAACGACCACAUACACAUCUCCGGGAAGAAUCAAACUCCCGCCUGGUCACAUCUCUUCAAGGUGUGCACGGCCCUGCUGCGUGCACUGUACGCGCGGGACGGUCGGCUGGGGUUCCUGGGGGGCGCGGCGUGGCCCGCGGCCGGCGCCGUGCCCGACGGCGGCGCCGCCGUACUGCUGGCCGCCGGCGCCCACCACAUGCGCCGCCCCCGCAGUCUCGCCGCACCACGCGCCCUUACUACCGACGAGGGUCCACCUCUAACUAUCAAGGAGUUGCGGACCGUCACUAUACUGAAGGAGAUACCCUUCGUCGUACCAUUCUCUACGCGCGUCCUCAUCUUCCAAGGUCUUUUGGCGAGAGAGAAGCACGACCAUUGGUACGAAAUGACGAACUUCAACGAGGGUCCUUCAAUAAACAUCAGUGUGCGACGGACGCAUUUAUACGAAGAUGCAUUUGACAAACUUAGUCCAGAUAAUGAACCUGAUUUAAAGCUGAAACUUCGCGUGCAGCUGAUCAACCAGGCUGGUGCUGAAGAAGCCGGUGUCGACGGUGGCGGACUCUUCCGAGAGUUUCUUUCCGAGCUUUUAAAAUCUGCCUUUGAUCCGAAUAGAGGUCUUUUCCGUCUGACGAUAGACAACAUGUUGUACCCGAACCCAGCUGUACACCUGCUGUACGACGAUUUCCCCAUGCACUACUACUUUGUUGGCAGAAUGUUAGGAAAGGCGAUGUACGAGAACCUGCUGGUGGAGCUGCCGCUGGCGGAGUUCUUCCUGGGCAAGCUGUGCGGCGCGGGCGAGGCCGACGUGCACGCGCUGGCCUCGCUCGACCCCGCGCUGCAUCGCGGCCUGCUGCUGCUGCGCGCGCAUGCCCGUCGCGACGUGCCCGACCUCGGACUCGACUUCACGCUGCUCACCGACGAGCUGGGCGAGCAGAGGAUAGAGGAAUUAAAACCGGGUGGCGCAAAUAUUCCCGUUACAGCUGAAAAUAGGAUAGAAUACAUUCAUCUAGUCGCCGAUUAUAAAUUGAACAAACAGAUAAGGUCGCAGUGCACGGCGUUCAAGCGCGGGCUGGUGUCGGUGGUGAGCGCCGAGUGGCUGCGCAUGUUCUCCUGCAGGGAGCUACAGCUGCUCAUCUCGGGCGCUGAGGUACCCAUCGACAUCGACGACCUGCGCAGGCAUACUCACUACGCAGGCGGGUUUUCAGCGCAGCACCCGACGGUGCAAUGUUUCUGGCGCGUGUUGGCCACGUUCUCGGACGACCAGCGCCGCCAACUGCUCAAGUUCGUCACAAGCUGCUCCCGACCACCGCUACUCGGGUUCAAGGACUUGCAGCCACCAUUCUGCAUCCAGUCGGCGGGCGCGUCCGACCGGCUGCCGUCGUCGUCGACCUGCAUGAACCUUCUGAAGCUGCCCGAGUUCCACACGGACGAACAGCUCACCGAAAAACUACUCUAUGCCAUACAGGCCGGCGCCGGAUUCGAACUUAGCUAGAGUACAAUUAAAGAGACCAUGUAUUAAGUAGUUGUCUACUGAAUAAUUGGAGGUAUGUCGCCACUUUUUCCGUUGUAGUGAUUCACUCACCACGCAGGUCGCAUUCCCUCACUACUGGAGGUCUGUAGUUGUGUAAAUAUGUUACCGUUUAUUACUUUUCCCAGUUUAAUGAGUUUAUGAAACAUAUCUUACCUAUGUACUGCAAAUGUACUCAACUUGUCACAUUAAAUUAUUUAUUUAUAAAAAUUACUCAUUACCUGUGCAAUCUUAUAAUGUAUUGGAGACGGGCGUGUUGUGGUUCAAUAAAUAAAAUGUUAGUGGAAUGUUGUUACAUGUAAAUAAAAAAUAAUAUUGUGUCGAAUUUAUACACUAAAACUGUUUUAGAUUAGGACGUGGGAUUGUGUAAAAGAAUAUUUUAUUUUAUUGAUAUUUGUAAAUGUCCGAAUGUAUGUACAUGUGAUGGGCGCAGGUCUCGUCUGUCGGUCACUGCGUGGUUGACCGGUGUUGUACAAAACUAUUCAGUCGUGUCAAAUUUGGGACUUUAUAUUUUAGUACCUAUUGAAUAAAGUUAUCUGAGUCUUGA